CGCCCACUCUGGAUCUGAGUGGCUUGAGGCCUGCGGCGUCCGCUGCGGCCGGGACGGGGACGCGGACGUGAGGCAGGAGCGAUGGUGCCCCAUCUGGUGUCCAGGUGGCCUGUGUGGCUCUUCAGGUGGCCGGCGGCCUGCACUCCUGGAGCCUCUGUGCAGCAUAACACAUGGGCGGGGAUGACGAGGACCCCCGCUGGGGGCAGCCCUUGGGGGAUCGUGGGCACCAGCACCCCGGUUCGCAGAGGCAGCUCCUCCACGUCCUCCCGGGCCCCCGAGGUGAUGCUGACCCACAAGCGCUACCCCGUGCGGAGGCUGCCCUUCUCCGUGGUGUCCGAGCAAGACCUGGCCGCCUUUGAGCGCAUCGUCCCCGGCAGGGUCAUCACAGACCCUGAGGAGCUGGAGCCUUCGAACGUGGACUGGCUGAGAACCCUGCGAGGCUGUAGCAAGGUGCUGUUGAGGCCCCGGACAUCGGAGGAGGUGUCCCACAUCCUCAGGUACUGUCACGAGAGGAACCUGGCUGUGAACCCGCAGGGGGGCAACACGGGCAUGGUGGGGGGCAGCGUCCCUGUCUUUGACGAGAUCAUCCUGUCCACUGCCCUCAUGAACCAGGUCAUCAGCUUUCAUGAGGUGUCCGGGAUCCUGGUUUGCCAGGCAGGGUGUGUCCUGGAGGAGCUGAGCCGGCACGUGGAGCAGCGGGACUUCAUCAUGCCGCUGGACUUAGGGGCCAAGGGCAGCUGCCACAUCGGGGGCAACCUGGCGACCAAUGCAGGCGGCCUGCGGUUUCUGAGAUACGGCUCACUGCACGGGACUGUCCUGGGCCUGGAAGUGGUGCUGGCCGACGGCACCGUCCUGAACUGCCUCACCUCCCUGCGGAAGGACAACACGGGCUACGACCUGAAGCAGCUGUUCAUUGGGUCAGAAGGCACCCUGGGGGUCAUUACCGCCGUGUCCAUCUUGUGUCCGCCCAAGCCCAAGGCCGUGAACGUGGCCUUCCUCGGAUGUCCAGGCUUUGCUGAGGUUUUGCAGACGUUCAGCAGCUGCAAGGGCAUGCUGGGAGAGAUCCUGUCGGCGUACGAGUUCAUGGAUGCUGAGUGCAUGCAGCUGGUUGGGCACCACCUCCAUCUGGCCAGCCCGGUGCAAGAAAGUCCGUUCUACGUCCUGAUCGAGACCUCGGGCUCCAGAGCCGAGCACGAUGCCGAGAAACUGAGCAUUUUCCUGGAGCAGGUGCUGGGCUCCGGCCUGGUGACCGACGGGACCCUGGCCACCGAUCAGAGGAAGAUCAAGGCGCUGUGGGCCCUGAGGGAGAGGAUCACAGAGGCGCUGAGCCUGGACGGCUACGUGUACAAGUAUGACGUGUCCCUGCCCGUGGAGAGGCUCUACGACCUUGUGACCGAGCUGCGCGCCCGCCUCGGCCCACAAGCCAAGCACGUGGUGGGCUACGGCCACCUGGGGGAUGGCAACCUGCACCUCAACGUGACAGCGGAGGCCUUCAGUGCGUCGCUGUUGGGUGACCUGGAGCCCUACGUGUACGAGUGGACAGCAGGGCAGCGUGGCAGUGUGAGCGCCGAGCAUGGCGUGGGCUUCAAGAAGAAGGACGUCCUGGACUACAGCAAGCCGCCCGAGGCCCUGCAGCUCAUGCAGCAGCUCAAGGCCCUGCUGGACCCCAAGGGCAUCUUGAACCCCUACAAGACGCUGCCCACCCGGGCCUGAUGCGGCCAGGGUCAGUGGGAGAGGCGGGGUGGCCUCGGUCCAGCCUCCUCUCGCCGUUGGGCCCAUGAGGCUGGUGUGGCUCAGGGCUUACACCCCAUGGAGCCAGCGGCAGGCACGGCGACCCCGCCUCCUGGUCAGAGGGCCAGGAGCUGGCUCUGCACAGCUGGCUCUCGCUCCUGGGCAGGAUCCCGCCUUCGGCUGCGCAGGUUCUGUUGGGUGAUGGGGGAGGAGAGGGCCACCCGGUGCUCUGCCCAGCCUCUGGGCGGGCACACCCCGUCCCUUUGUAGGUGGGCAGUGGAGCCUCUGUCGGCACAUCUUGGACAGUUGUACCCACUCGGAAACAGACCAGAUCGCGCCCGCCUUGCUUGUGGGCCCCUGGGUCCUGCCUCAGCCCUGGGACGGACAUCGAGUUCCUGCUGCUGGGCCUGGGCGUUGCCAGUCUCCGCGGCCCAGGCCGAGGUGACGACCUCCACGUGGGCAGCCCAGAGCACCGGCCCCUCACCAGGUGCUUUACGGGCAACUUGCAAUGACUGGCAGCUGGUCACUCUCAAACCAGAGUGACAGGAAUGCACUGUGCCUUGAAAUGUAUCAUUUCCCCCUUUUCUGGAAGGCCCAUCAGUUGGAAAGCCAGUUGUUAGGGCUUAGGCGUUUAUUUCUCGCAGUUGGCGGUUUGCUGUGAUGUCUCCGUGGCAUCAAUCUUUCCGCUUCUCCAGCAGUGCCAACCAUGCCCAGGGAAGCCCCGACAGGUACAUGGCCCUCCUGUCUUCCUUCUUCUUCAGUGACUCUAACUCGGGUCAUCCCUGUUGACCUGCCAGGGCUGUGGCGACAGUCUGGGGAGACACAUGUUUCCUCACUUGGGCUGUCACAAACUUCCAGUAAAAAUGGGAAUUAAUCAGGACAAUCUCCUUGCUUCUGUUACUACAAAAUUAACCUCCUAAAAGCCCACAGUACAGUGUGCGUGCUGCGUGCCCUAAGCAGCUCGACCUGGACCGAGAGUCACCCGGGCCUGAUGCUUUUCAGGCCGGCCGUCCCCUUCCCUAGACGCCAUCCCUGUCCCCACCGUGGGACUUGCAGUCGGUCUCAUCGGGCCCAUGAGGCUUAAUGCCACACGGCUUUCCCAAAGUUGUCAGAGGCGGGUCAGUUCAUGUCUGUAGUGACUUUCAAUAAUAGUUUCGUUACCAAGCAAGGUUAUUUUGGAGAAUUAAAAUAAUACAUGAAAUAUUAAAAAGCCUUGAAAUUUU
Hipposideros armiger (great roundleaf bat) is the source of this 2954-nucleotide messenger RNA. RefSeq names its product D-2-hydroxyglutarate dehydrogenase (gene D2HGDH). Gene Ontology annotation, cellular component: mitochondrion. The transcript has 10 exons. Lineage: Eukaryota; Metazoa; Chordata; Mammalia; Chiroptera; Hipposideridae. Gene Ontology annotation, molecular function: catalytic activity; FAD binding. Bases 82 to 1713 code for a protein of 543 amino acids. The record is from RefSeq and is a predicted model, not a curated record.